Molecule: messenger RNA, 3133 nt
Organism: Andrographis paniculata
Lineage: Eukaryota; Viridiplantae; Streptophyta; Magnoliopsida; Lamiales; Acanthaceae
Exons: 13
Coding region: 83-2941 (952 amino acids)
Molecular function (GO): protein binding
Source: RefSeq, a predicted model, not a curated record
GCUUCUUCCACACGCUACUCGCUAAAUCUAGGGUUCGAAAUCCCCGCCAUUUCAGAACCCUGUUCACACGAAUCCCGCGCGAAUGGAGAAGGAAGAAGAUAAUGAGCAGUGUCCGAAGGUUGCCAACCGCAGUUCCGGCUUGAUUUCUGAUAGAAAGUCUCUUAGCAACGCCGGCGCUGGGUCCCAAAAUGGGGGCGACGACUGUAGCUCUAUGUCGACAAAGAAUCCGCAGGGUGCAGCGAAGUUCAUAUCCUCGGUUGCCGCGAAAAUGGUGGCUCAGCCGAUUUCGUUUGCUGAUCCCCUUGUUUGGGGCGUGCUCACUGCUAUAUCGGAUAAAGCACGCAAGCGCAACCAGGGCAUGCAUUUGCUUUUGACUAAAGAUGAACACUGCAUCGGUCGGCUGGUAGAUGAUUCUCGGUUCCAGAUUUUGGAAACUGCAGUUAGUGGUAGCCAUUGUAAAAUUUUUCGGACGAAAGUUACUACUGAAGAUGCAGAACCUUUAUCAGACAAUUUUUCUGUGUUUUUGAAGGAUACUAGCACAAACGGGUCAUUUUUGAACUGGAAAAAGUUGACCAAGAGUGGCUCUGAGGAAAAGCUGAACCAUGGAGACAUUAUCUCACUACCAUAUGCUCCACACCAUGCUCUUGCAUAUGCAUUUGUCUAUCGUGAAGUUCAAAAGUCCUCUUGUAUACCUGAUGAUGGAUCUCUAAAGAGGAAAUCAGAACAAGGUGGCACUGAAAGCAAGAGGUUGAAAGGAAUUGGCAUCGGAGCUUCUGAAGGUCCAAUUUCUCUGGAUGAUUUCAGGAGCCUUCAACGAUCAAACAAGGAACUGAGAAAAUCUCUGGAAAAUCAGGUUGCGACUGUUGAAUCCUUGCGCAGUGAUAGUCGUGCUGCAAUCGAGAAACAUGCAAUUGAAAUGAGAGAGUUAAAAGAAUCAGUUUCAAAAUCUUAUCAUGAUCAACUCAUUGAGCUGAAACAGUCUUUGGAGGCUAAAGAAAAGGAACUAUCGGAGCUCAAUAGAGUAUUGGCUGAGCAAAAACAUGGGAUCGAGGACCUUACAGAAAGACUUAGUGCAUCAACGCAAUCAUGUCAUGAAGCAAAUGAAAUAAUUAAUAGCCAGAAGGCCUCUAUAUCUGAACUGAAGGUUUUAUUAGAUGAAGAGCGUGAUCAAAGGAGAGAAGAGCGUGACAAGGCUUCUGCAGACAUGAAAAUGGCUAUACACCGGGUUCAAGCUGAGGCUGCAGAGGAAAUAAAACAGCUCUCCGAUAGUGCUUUAAGACGUGAGAAUGAAUUGCAAGAAAUGAUACAUAAACUUCAGGAAGUAGAAAAGGAAAGGUGUUCGCUGGUCGAAGUUUUGAGGUCCAAAUUGGAGGAUACAAGACAAAAGUUGGUCAAUUCCGAAUACAAAGUCCGUUUACUGGAGGGUCAAAUACACCAGGAGCAGCAAGCUUCUACCUGUAGUAGAAAAAGGGUUGAAGAACUUGAGCACGAACGGAAAAUGCUGGAGAAAGAACUUGAGAAUGAAAAGCAGGCUGCAAGGGAAGAAGCAUGGGCAAAGGUAUCUGCUCUUGAGCUCGAGAUCAGUGCUGCAAUGCGAGAUCUUGAUUUCGAAAGGCGCAGGCUAAAAGGUGCUAGGGAAAGAAUUAUGCUUCGUGAAACUCAGCUCCGCGCAUUCUAUUCCACGACAGAGGAGAUAUCAGUUUUGUUCGCCAAACAGCAGGAACAACUCAAGUCGAUGCAAAAGACCCUCGAGGAUGAAGAGAAUUAUGAGAAUACCUCAAUAGACAUCGAUCUGAAUGCUGAUUACAAUCAAAACAGGUCAGCAGUUAGAGGUGAGGAAAAGGAUCAUCAAAGCAAGAGCAUUGCCAAGGCCGGAUCUGGCAGCCAAAACAUGAACCAGUCAUCGAGCGACGCAGCAAGUGCAACAGAGAAGCAUGACUGCAACUCCAAAAGCCAAGACAAUAAUGAUGAUACACAAGAGGUAGAAUUUAAUGGUGGCUUUGGCUCCGAUGUCAAUGGUGUCGGCACAGCACCCAUUUUGGCUGGGGAAACUGUUGGGACCGAGCAAGUGCCUGAUACAGAGGUUGUUGGCGCCCGACUCGAAGCCACAUCACAUUCUCAUCUGUCACUGCUCGCGGAUGUGGUGUCAUCCCAGAAUUUGGAAGGAGAUGGUGAAACCGAACAAGUGUUGGAGACUCAAGGCCUUGGGGUAAAGAUCGACAAUACUAUAGAUUUGAACAAAUUUGAUACUCCGGCUAUGGAUGAAAUGCAGGUCGACAGCACCAGCCCAGUACGUCUCAACACCAACAACUUUGGACUGCAUCAGUUCGGAGAUGAUGAUACAAUGGAAGCUGAUGAUAACUCUGUCGCCCCGGAAAAAGCUCCGGAAGAUGCUCAACCACUUUAUCCCGACACAGCGCAUAAUUCACAAUCAAAUCGCGCCCCCGAGGCUCAGGAUGCAAUGGAAGACACAGAAGAUGGAAAAACUAUCAAAACUUGCGAUCUUCUGGCUUCAGAAGUUGCCGGUAGCUGGGCUUGCAGCACGGCUCCCUCAGUCCAUGGCGAGAACAAUGGUGAGACUGUACCUGCCCAUGAUUCUGGCAGUGUGGUUGCAGAGAGCCAGCACGUCCCAUCAUCAACCAAUUCAGAAGCUGCUGCUAGGCGUAAACGAGAGCGCGAAGCGUUGAGUGAGAUGAUAGGCAUUGUAGCUCCCGAGCUGAAGGAGCAGUUCAGCUGUGCUGUUGGAAGUGAUAACCGGAGUUGGGACAAGAGGGACACAGCCACUGCGACAGCCUCAAACUCAGACACCGAAGACUGCAGUGAUAAAGAUAACAUCGAAGCCUCCGAUGCUGAGGCAGUUGACAGCCACAGGUUGUCUGAUGGUGAACACAGCGACGACGAGGAUGCCCAGGAGGAUUCUGAGUCGACUAGUUCAGAAUAGAUAUGUACAUGAAAUUUUGUAAGAAGCAGCAGCAGCAUCUUUGUUUGGAGUGCUGUAGUAUAUAUAAAGGUUAUAUAUGAUGCUUUCUUAGAUUUUAAGUUAUAUUCUCCUGCCCAAAUUCUUGUUUUGUAUAUAAAGACUCGCCACGAUGUGAAUAUUUGGUGAAGCAAUUUAUUUGUCUGGAAUUUUUAA